AUGCUUCCACCACCACCACCACAACGUCAACAGUCAAUGCUGAUCACAGCGGGAAGAUGCUGCCGUGAGGUACUCGAGUACUUUAUCGAGAAGAUCGAUGAUCCAAUGGCAGAAAGGAAGGCCGACGCUCUUUUGGUAGCAGCAUCAGUGCUCGCCACCAUGAACUACCAGGCCGCGAUCAGCCCACCUGGUGGCGCAUACCAAGAUACACGCUCUGUAAAUGGAACGAUCGAAUACCAAGCUGGACAAGCAAUCGCUGCAUAUGUUGCUGCGCAUGAGUAUAAACGAUUCUCCAUUGCUAACACCAUUUCCUUCACUUUUUCAAUGACCACCAUGUUUCUGUUUCUUUCGGGUUUAUCCUUAAAACGACGAAUCUUCUCAUUGCUUCUUACGGCGUCCAUGUUCGCCACCAUUACGGCCACUACAUACAGUUAUAAAUAUGCAAUGGAGGCUACGACUCCGGACCAUGAUGAUGAGUUGGAAGCCGGGUGGAAAUUCAUAAACCGGUUGGUGACAGGGGCUCUGAUUACGUGGUUUGUGCUUGCUGGUACCACCAUUGUCAUCUUUGUCUAUAAGCUACUGAAACCUCUGGUGACGGCUGCUUAUCGCCAAGCAACCCUGAAAACCUAA
Molecule: messenger RNA, 630 nt
Organism: Lactuca sativa (garden lettuce)
Lineage: Eukaryota; Viridiplantae; Streptophyta; Magnoliopsida; Asterales; Asteraceae
Source: RefSeq, a predicted model, not a curated record